AAGGAUACGGCCGUGUCGGCAAGGACUUCACUCUAUCGGAGCGUUCGGUACGGUACGGAACAGUAAACUCCUGUAUCACUCUUGUACUGGGUGGAUGUGUGUGUGUGUGUGUGUUAUAUGUUUAGGUUCCAGUGGUAACCAGUAUCCUUAAGGUUCGAACGUUUACCGUGUACGCAAGGUUCAGUGUUUCCGGUGCCGCAGUUUAGUGACGGUGCGUAAUUGCUUCUCGCAAAAGAUCUCUAGAUUAAUACAACACCAGUCCCUUGCCGGGGUGCCCCAGCGUGCUCGCUUCUUUCAAUCUCCGCUCCGGAAAGGCAAAACUCGCGUGUCAAGGACGUUGCAGCAGACCCGCAACACCGUCACCAUCCGGCAUGGCGAAGCUGCUCCUUAGUUUCGCGCUUGCGAUCCUCACCGUCGGCAGCAUCGAUUCGGUCGAGUCACGGGCGGUAAACAUCAGCAACACGUGGACGCUACCGCAGGAAGGCUUCUCCGUGUUCUACCGCUACUUUCGCGACAAAAUCUCCUGGUUCGAAGCGGAUGCCGUCUGUCAGUUCCAUCACGCCAAUCUAGUCACCGUGGACAAUGGUGUACAAUUCGAUGCGACGCGGGCCUUCCUGAAGGAGCUGGAUGUCACCAGCGCAGUAUGGAUCGGACUGAUGCGUCCCGAAAACUCGGCCCGCUUUACCUGGACGAGCUCCAAGGCACUGGAUCCAUCGAGCGGAUAUUGGGCGGAGGCAAUUCCAGCCAUGGAGCAGCCCCUGUGCGCGGUAGUGGACCCAGUGCGUGACUUCCGCUGGCAUGCACUCCGUUGCGGUGGUCCGGAAACGGCUGCUUUCCUGUGUGAACUACCGGUUCCAACGUGGGCGGUGGACUGUACCGUCACGUCAAUUCCAUCACUGACUGUGCAGUAUAUGUCGGACAGUGGUACCGUGCAGCUGUCACGGGACUGUGGCGAAUCAGGCACGAAACAUAUCUCCUGCCAGGGGAAACAGGACCGGGACAGCAUUAUCGAGCAAUUGCAGUGUAGCGAUGAGGAGGACCUGGCGUCGGUGCUCGCGACCGAGAACAACAACCAGCUGCCGGGUGUCGAAAGUGCGGCCACGGCUAGCUCAACGCGCCGCCCGCAACAGCAGCCUAUACUGGAGCAUGAUAUACUGACGGUAGUGUCGAGCAACGACGAGGAAAGCAACAACAAGAUCGAGGUCAACCCGAACCAAAUCGAGGACACGGUGAAGAACGUGAUCAACAAGUUUAACCUGCAGGACCUGAUGCGCAGCGAGCAGGCGGCCGCCUUGCACAGCGAAGAGGUGGACGGUCGCGGUGCUGAGAGUGCGCAUAAGUCAGGCUACGCCAAGAAAUACUCACCCUUAUAUGAGAAGAAGAACCAUUACGCGAAGAAGAACGUCAACGGAGCGGAACGGAACGAGAGCGCCGAUGAGGAGGAGGAGGAUGAAGACGAACCAAUGCUUGGAGAUCAACCGCUGCCGGACGAGACGGAGACGCAACCGAUCGACAUCAUCCAGCAAGCGGUGAAACCGACUUCGGACGGAGACUAUGCUGACUCGGCAGUGGUGAGCGGCGGAGUAAAAAUAGGAAAUGAGGAGCCGGCGGGAGACGUUGGUGUGACGACCCCGGAAACAGGCACCACGCCCGAUUCACGCUUGCGACGUGGGACCGAUUCGGACCGGGAGGAAGAUACGACGACCAAGACGACGGAACCAGUUUCAAGCAGCAGUACUGCAUCUGGCGUCACCGAAGUAACGACAACGACGUCGACUACUGCUCCAACUGCAGUGCCUUCUCUGUCACCGACAGUUACUAGCACACCAGCGGCACUGCUAACUACCCGCACUACGGCCGCCAGUCACAUCCUGCCAACGACACCGAAGAAGGAAGUCAUUACUGGGGACCACUUCAUUCCUCCAAUGCUGCUCGUCAAGGCCCGGUUCAUCUCUGCUCGGCCACAAACCGAGGCACCCCCGACGACGGUACUGCCAACCGCAUCCUCCACCAGCCUGCCAGUGGAUCUGGAUGUAUCUGACCCAACAGUAACCGGGCUUGCCACGUCGGAAUUGUCGCUCACGGAGGAUGAAACGAAGCUGGAACCAUCCCCAUCGUCGGCUUCAAUUGCAACUGAAAGCGCUGCAGAGACAACGCACAUUGCUUCUACAGACGCGCAUCACGUUGUUCAGGUUGUAUUUGAACCGAGUGAAUCGGAACGUUCCCAAACGGCCGGAUCGCUCACCAUAACUACUCGGCCGUUCUCAGCGGUGGACACGACACCUGCACCUCUUGCGGCGGAUCCUUCUCCACCUCAGUCCGCUGCGCUAGUGGCCACCAUACAGUUAACGCAGUAUUCGGACUCCAUCACCACUACGGCCGUUCCAGAGCUGGAUACAAUUGUGCACUCUUCAGCAGCUCCGAAUAUGUCGUUAACUUCGAGUAUGGAAGAUCUAGACAUCACAACCGUUGCGCCAGAAACAGUGGAAGCAAAUGUGAGCAGUAAAACCAAUCCAUCUGUAUCGCCUCCAGCAACCGUCGCUCUAUCUACGAUGGUAUCCACGCCCGAGCAGGAAAUUUUCUCAAGCUCGAGCGAUCCAAAUACAACACCGGGAGUGGAAGACAGCUCAUCGCACGAUGUGACAACGGCGAUGCCAUCCACUAGUCCGAAGCUUGAACCUUCAGAACGGCCAGCUGGAGAGGCUUCGGGAGUGAAGCAGCAGAUGGAUGGGGCAGAUGUCCACCACAGCGACCGUACGCACGAGGAGCAUGAAGAGGAUGAAGACGAGCACGAGGAGCACUCGGAGCUGCAUAAUAGCUUCUCCAACGUGGAAAAUUAUCAGCCCUACAAACCGAAUCGUCACCGUGCGCUAACCAAGCCUGAGGUGCACAACAACCAUGGGGCGUACAUUAAGAAAAUUCUUGGCUAAAGAUGCCACUGCUGGUAGCGGGUUCGUCACCCUCCGCAUAUCCGCUUGGUAUGUGUCUACUGGUAUGUUUUAAAAACGGUCUUCAAGAGAGUGCAUAGAGGCAUCAGUGUCCCAGAGAAUAUAGUAAGGUCAAGUCGAACGGAACUGCUGAUUGAGUAUAUAAGUGGGCGAGGUUCAAGCAGUGAAUAUCUCAAAUUGCAGACGAGUACGUAAGGAUCUCUUGGAUCGUUCCCCAACUUCCUAGUGCUGUCUUCUGGGUUAUCUUCCUUCGGACAAAUGUUUGCCAAAUAUCAAUAAUGUUUGCCUAAAGGCGCAGUUCCGUUACCGCACCAGAUUGAUUAACUCCAUCUCUAACACAGACACAAACAAACACAAGAUAGGUAAUAGAUCAAUGUCAAGCAUAAACGUAGUCGUAGUUUGAUAACUAGUAAUAGAAACAGUGUAGAUGCAGGAGUCAACACCUACCGACAACCAAGAUUGCAAAGGCAUAAAGAGCAUUCAGCAAAACUGGACCUCAUUUCCAAAUGCAACAACUCUAUGCUAUAGCCUAGAGAGUAAAAGGUCCAUCUCAUCUGCAGACGAGCAUUGCGGGCAGUUUCAUACCAUCGCUGUGUUAAAUUAAGAAAGUUUGAACGUUGCAAAUUUGUAUUUAGUGUUUACAAACCGAGAAGCACGAAAAGAAAAUACCGAUUUAGGACAGCAGAAGCUACUAAACAACCUCUUCACACAGUCGUUCGGAUCGUCCAGAAGCGGUCUACAGUUCAGGGUGCAAUUCCAUGUUUCACGAAUAACCAAAAGGGUUUAAUAAUGGUGUUUUAAGAUUAAGCUACAAGAUUACACGAAGCAAACACGAUCGCUGGAUAGAAAAAGAAAUGAUAAGCGACGACAGCCGACCACGGGCAAAUUUAUUAAUGCGAUCUGAUGAGUUUCGUUCCAAGCAGGACCAUCCAGGUGCCGCUUUAACACGACUAUAAAGCAGGCGUGACUCAAUUCGCAAUGUUUAUGAUAGAACGGCAGUAUGGAUUUUCAUUACUAUACUGAAACACUAUCAAUUUAUGUUUACAAGCCCUGCUGGUGGAAUUAUUUUCUUAGGGAGAAAUUCGUAUCCCAUCACUGAACUGCAUUGAGAUAUCAAAUAGAUCCUUCCAUACCAACACUUACAUAGCGGAAAUAGAACAAAAUCAUAUUAGCAGCGCAGGACUGUUCUAUGCAGCCUCCCAUUGAACACCUUCGAUCCCACACACAUACACACGCACACACACUCACACAAAAAAAAACACAAACACAUUCUUUUUCGCAUCAAACACACACAGUUUGUCCAGAUCGCAGUUUACGAAGCAAAAUAAACAGUAAUAGCUAGUUUCGUGCAGUUUGAACUAUGCUAACAGAGACAAUUUUAUUACAAAUAAAGUUUUAAACUCAAAA
Molecule: messenger RNA, 4355 nt
Organism: Anopheles arabiensis
Lineage: Eukaryota; Metazoa; Arthropoda; Insecta; Diptera; Culicidae
Exons: 6
Coding region: 372-2930 (852 amino acids)
Source: RefSeq, a predicted model, not a curated record